CGAGUGCGGGAGCGGAGCCGGGCGCAGGGACAACGCUGUGCGCCUGAGGUCUCCGAGCCGCUCGCCAUGGCUAGCCCGCAGCAGCAGCCCCCUUACCUGCACCUGGCCGAGCUGACGGCGUCCCAGUUCCUGGAAAUCUGGAAGCACUUUGACGCAGACGGAAAUGGGUACAUUGAAGGUAAAGAGCUAGAAAACUUUUUCCAAGAGCUGGAGAAGGCAAGAAAAGGCUCUGGCAUGAUGUCAAAGACUGACAACUUUGGGGAGAAGAUGAAGGAGUUCAUGCAGAAGUAUGACAAGAACUCGGACGGCAAAAUUGAAAUGGCUGAGCUGGCGCAGAUCCUGCCAACGGAGGAGAACUUCCUUCUGUGCUUUAGGCAGCACGUGGGCUCCAGCACCGAGUUUAUGGAGGCUUUUCAAGAUGGCAAGAUUCCAUAA
Leptonychotes weddellii (Weddell seal) is the source of this 435-nucleotide messenger RNA. The record is from RefSeq and is a predicted model, not a curated record. Lineage: Eukaryota; Metazoa; Chordata; Mammalia; Carnivora; Phocidae.